Oncorhynchus nerka (sockeye salmon) is the source of this 1906-nucleotide messenger RNA. RefSeq names its product 26S proteasome non-ATPase regulatory subunit 12. The transcript has 11 exons. Bases 97 to 1485 code for a protein of 462 amino acids. Gene Ontology annotation, cellular component: proteasome regulatory particle, lid subcomplex; cytoplasm. NCBI's taxonomy places the organism in Eukaryota, Metazoa, Chordata, Actinopteri, Salmoniformes, Salmonidae. The record is from RefSeq and is a predicted model, not a curated record.
CACUUCCUGUAGUUUUGACACAACAGCAGCAGGCUAGCAGUUCUUAGCACUUAGCAGACAUUUCGCUUGUCAAUUCGCCGUUGUAUUCAACUUACGAUGUCGGAAAACAUGUCAGCAGAGGUGGAGCGAUCAGAAAGAUCAGAUGGCAAGCUUGUGAAGAUGGAGAUUGACUACAGUUCAACUGUAGAUACACGUCUACCGGAGUGUGCCAAAAUGGCAAAAGAAGGUAGGCUGCAGGAGGCCGUUGAAAGCCUCUUGUCGCUGGAGAAGCAAACAAGAACGGCUUCUGACAUGGUGUCAACCUCCAGAAUCCUGGUGGCCGUUGUGCAGAUGUGCUAUGAAGCGAAGGACAUGGAUGCCCUGAAUGAAAACAUCAUGCUGCUCUCUAAAAGGAGGAGUCAGCUCAAAGGGGCUGUUGCUAAGAUGGUGCAAGAAUGUUACAAGUAUGUAGAUACCGUGACCGACCUGACCGUUAAACUGAGACUCAUUGACACACUACGCACAGUGACCGCUGGAAAGAUCUAUGUGGAGAUUGAGCGAGCCAGGCUGACAAAAACAUUGGCAAACAUCAAGGAGCAGCAUGGUGAGGUCAAAGAGGCCGCAGCCAUCCUCCAAGAGCUGCAGGUGGAGACAUACGGCUCCAUGGAGAAGAAAGAGAAGGUGGAGUUCAUCCUGGAGCAAAUGAGACUGUGCAUCGCUGUCAAGGACUACAUCCGCACCCAGAUCAUCAGCAAGAAGAUCAACACCAAGUUCUUUACAGAGGAUGGCACCGAGGAGUCUAAGCUGAAGUAUUACAAUCUGAUGAUCCAAGUAGACCAGCACGAGGGAUCCUACUUGUCCAUCUGCAAACACUACCGUGCCAUCUAUGAUACCCCCUGCAUUCUGGAGGAUAGCUCCAAAUGGCAACAGGCUCUGAAAAGUGUUGUUCUGUAUGUGAUACUGGCUCCCUACGACAACGAGCAGUCAGACCUGGUGCACAGAAUCAACGAAGACAAGAAAUUGGAAGAAAUACCCAAAUACAAGGACCUCCUGAAGCAGUUCACCACCAUGGAGCUGAUGCGUUGGGCCUCCCUGGUGGAGGAUUAUGGGAAGGAGCUGAGGGAGGGCUCCCCCGACAGCCCGGCCACAGACGUAUUCAACUGCUCAGAGGAGGGCGAGAAGAGGUGGAAGGACCUCAAGAAUAGAGUGGUGGAGCACAAUAUAAGAAUUAUGGCCAAAUAUUACACAAGAAUCACAAUGAAGAGGAUGGCUGGCCUCCUGGACCUCUCCAUUGACGAGUCUGAGGAGUUCCUCUCCAACCUGGUGGUGAACAAGACCAUCUACGCCAAGGUGGACAGGCUAGCCGGCAUCAUCAACUUCCAGAGGCCGAAGGACCCCAACGACCUGCUCAACGACUGGUCCCACAAACUGAACUCCCUCAUGUCCCUGGUCAACAAAACCACACAUCUCAUCGCCAAAGAGGAGAUGAUACACAAUCUGCAGUGAUGAGGACCGAGUGCAUUGUUUUCAUAAAAAAAUAAAAUGUUCUUCUGAAUUUAUAUUGAUGAAUGAACCGUUAUUCCAAUGUCAACUACUCCAAUUUUUUUGGAAUAACAAAUACCACAUCCCUUUCUGUUUCUUACGGUCAGCAAAGUUGAAGCAUUUACAAUAAACAAGUCUUACGGCCAUAUGUUGUUACUAUCUCUUGUCCCACUGAUGUAAUGCAAAUGACAUUGUUUAGAGUGGUCUCCCAAGUUUAUCUACUACAAUCUGGGCAUGUACUUUGUUCUAGAACCCAGACCACAGAGGGGCAUACACUGUUAAUGUUUUCUCUCCUGUUCCAACUCUCUUUUUCAUGUAACCGUCAUAAGGGAUUUAGUGUUAGAGCAUUUGCGUGCAACUUGCUGUAUUAAAACAUUUACUGUAA